UUCCUCAGAUUCUGUUGUACACGGUCCUGAAAGAAAUCUCAUGACUACACAGUGAAGUAAAAGUAAUGUGAUGGAUUAUUUCUAUCCCAAGACAUUAAUCAGUUCUAGAACAGACUAAAAAAUAAAAUCUUAGGUAUUUGGGUCAUAUUAUAUAUUUGUGAAUUCCUUUGAGAGUAUAUAUAAUAGUGGAAAGUUGUAUCGUGUUUCAUUAUAAAAUUCAGGUCUUAAAAUCUUGAGCAAGAAAAUAUGUAAACAUCAAGAAGUGGUAAAGGUAAGACAAUAUUGCCAUAACCUUAGGUUUCAGGCAGAGUUGUGGCCCUUGUACAUGUUUCAAAAUGCAUAGUUGAAUUAAGGUUACAAAAUCAUGAAUGAACAGUAGUGUAUUGAAUAGAAACACAUUGCAGCAUUAAAGCAUUCCAAUCAAUAGAGCCCCUCUGUUGGCAAGCACCUGUUGUCCAUAACAACCAGAUGGUGAUUCCUGUCAGGGCCACCAGGUGGCCCCAAUCUCAAGGUCAAACAAGUGUUUAGCAGACUAGGCUCAGGCAGUGAUAAGUAGGAGCAGAUGGUGGACUGUGUCAGAAAAGUUCUUGUAAUCUGUCUGUGUUAGAUUAGAGAAACAGAAGUGAAGAUCCUCUCAGCAGUUAGUAGUAGAAAUUGAUAGAGAAGUUUCAUACACAGGAUUUUGCUGAGUUUUAUUGAGGGGGGGGGGUAUGUUGCUGAGGUCAGAAUGGGGGACAGUGAAUACUACAGGGACAUUAUGUCAGUUGCUGAAUCUGAACAGUAUGGAGGAUUUUAUUUUUAACUGAGAACAAACACAUUGGAUGAAAGAAGUUGUGUCUUGUGGUCUCAGAAUGAAAGACGGAGUUAUGAACCUUGGUUAUUUGGUGUACAUUGCAGUCUCGGAUGAAUUAUAUAACUGGAUACAUGUAGAAGCAGUGGGCACCAUCAACUUAGGUAACAAGACUGUUCAAUAGGACUGGUAUAUAUAGGCAGCUUGCCUGCAGUCCGAUACUAGUUUAUGAAAAUAUCACAGUUAUUCGGAGUUAGUGAAACAGAUCUGUUAAAAUCAAUGAUACAAGAUAAUGCCAAAUGAGUCUGAAUGAGAAAUUUGCUAAAAGAUUUGGUGAAAGGCAGUUCCGUUUGAGUAGAGUUGUAAAUGAUGGGAGUUGGAUAAAAAAAGAAGAAGAGGUAUGUAAAUAGGAUUCUCAUUGCUAGUGAGUAGAAAUGGCAUCAGGUGGUCCCAUUAUUAUGUGUGGAAUUAAACAGCAGAUGAGUUUAUAUCACUAAGGCUGGAGAGGUCAGUGUGCGGAGACUUGACUGCAGGGUAAUGAACACACAGAAUCAAUGCCACUUUGAGCUUGGUGGCUUCCCAGCGAGGGUGGUCCUGUCCAAUUAGAUGUGUAAGUGGUGUCAUCGUCUGGUGCAGAAGCUGGGUGUUGUCAACAAAGUGAGGGGCAUCUUUGGGGGGGGGGGGGGGACUGGUACAUCCAAUGUUUGGACUCAGAGCUUUGAUUUUUGUGUUAGGCAUUAUGGUAAUGUUUAUUUUUAAAUGAGACCCUGUUUUAGUUUUUUUUUUUUUUUUUUCAUAUAGUGAAGUGUCAUAAAUCUUCCUGUACGUGGUGCUUAUUGCUCUAGCAAUGAUGAUUGUUUACCAAUUACCAUGCCAACAUCCGCUGUGAUAGGGGACCUCUGCUUUUAAGGUCCUCUCCAAAACACCCAUGACUUUCACUUUAAAAAUUACAUAAAUUAUAUUCUAUGUCCAUCUGAAUUUGUUCAUCUGCCUGUCUCAUCUACAGUAUCGGAUUGUAUGUUUGAGUUCCUUGGCAGUUAAAAAAUAAAAUUCUUUUCAAAUUUAUGCUAAAAUUACUCAUUUUCACAUCUAAUGCGGGGCAGAAUAUAAAAUUUUCACAACAUUGUUACAUAUAACAUGAUAUGUAUACCCUAUAGUUUGUGUACAGGACCGUUUUGGUAGGUUUGUCGUAAAUCUCAGCAAACAGAGAGAAAUUUCAGAAUAGUGAUGCCAUUGAUCAUAUUUUCUGAACAAAGACUGUACAAGUUGAGUGCUGAAGAGAACAAAUACAUUUUUGUUGCAAUAGCCCUGGAUGAAGAUGCUUAUUUUAUGGACUUGCAAAAUGCAUCAAUCUAAUCUUUAUAGAAACCGCACCCACAGCCAACCUAGGCUUAUUAGUUAGCAUUUGCACUGGAUUAGAUAUACAUCUAUAUACCUAUAUGUAUGUGGUGGGUUUUAAUAUUUACAUCAGAGAUUUUCCUGGAUAAUUUGAUGUGACUGACAUCUUGUUAAGCGACCGUGUGCCCGGUUUACGAGAGUGCUAGAUGAACGAUAGUUAGUGCGACUUAUGGUGGUGACUGGUUCCCUGCGACCAAUAACGACCAGUUUAUGGUCGCUAUGACAGUCAUGUGCUUGUACAUCACUGGGGAGGGGAGCCCACACACUGUUGUUGAACAUUGUCAAACAAGGGUGAAAACAAAAAACAGAGGAAAAGGGGUGACAAAGGGGAUGGAAAACCAUUCUGUCAGCCAGCAGGAGAGUAACAGAAAUCUGAGCGUGAGCAUGGGAAGGCAGAUGCAGCAUGAUGUUCUCACCGCCCAUCGGCUCCAAUGGAGGAGUGAAGAACACGCCCCAGCAAAGUAACCAGAACAUGGAAUUUGGAUUCAAACCAGGAUUAGAUGAAGGCUCUUGGAACUCCAACAAUCCCCCAGGGUCGUUUGACAGAGGGAUGUAUGACCAAAACUUCAAUGGCCAAACAGACAACAUGCAUCCCUUCUCCAACGAAGUCCCAAACCUUAUCAAUAACAAGACCACAGAUCUGCCUUACAGGACAAACAUGCCUGGUUCUCAGGGUAUGAUGGGAAGCAAUGUGCCCAUGUCUCCUGAUUCUCUUUCUCCUGGUGCAAAAUCCCCUUACUUCUACAACAAGCAGCAAGACAUGUCAUUAAAAGGUCGAAGAGGCAGUGCUCAUGGUGCUUCAGGGAAAAGGUCAAAGAUGUAUCCCUCUAGUCCUGAGGAAUACAAUGACUCUGGAAACAGGUACCACACGUCACCCAAUCCAAUGUUCCCCAAGGACUCCUACUACAUGCCAGAUGGGCCUGGUCACAACACACCUGACCCCUGGUCAUCCAGCAAUGGACUUCCUACUUCCACAUAUCCUUCGAUGUUGCCAGGCAACAGUCAUCAUUCUCAAGCAUAUCCCAGCAUGCAUCACUCUCAUGACAUGGGUUACCCCACCGUUCCCCCAUCACAGGAUAACCUGGGUCUACCACCCAUGUCAACAUUCCGGCCAGGCACCACCAUCCCGACCACCACAUACUCCACGACAUCACCGACUGUCAACGGUAGCCAGGGGUCCCAAACAGGGGACGCAAUCAAUAAAGCUCUGGCUUCUAUAUAUUCACCCACAGAUCAUACAAACAGUAGCUAUGGUUCAAAUCCUUCCACACCUGUUUCAUCACCACCCCCAGGUUCAUCCAGCCAAUGGCAAAGACCGGCCACGCAAUCCUCUACCUCGCCCCACUUUGAUGGAGGAAACCCUCUCCACUCUCUGCAAAGUCGCAUGGAGGAGCGACUAGACGAUGCCAUACACGUCUUGCGACACCAUGCGGGUGAACCACAGAUGGCAGGUUUAGCGGCCGCGGCGGCUGCUGCUGCCGCAGGUGGCGGUCAUCAAAGUCUGACCAUGAUGCACUCUGCCGGGAGCCACCCAAAUGGAAUGAGCGGAAUGUCUUCCUACUCUGGAAUGGGCAUGUCUGGUCACGUGGACCAACUGGGAAGUCAUCAUACUAUGUCUGAAAAUUCAGAGUCCAAGAAUUUAGAUGGUGCUUCCUCUGAGAAGAAUAGCUUGGCUUUGAAAGAGGAGAAAUUGGAUAAGAUUGAUGGAGAGUCUACCAAGAGUGAAAGUUCUGGGGAGGGGUCUAAAAGUAACGUGACCUCCCCGGGGGGAAAUAACGGCCCGCCCAGUAAGAGAUCACGAAGUGAACCCAAUGACGAAGAUGAAUCGCCCGAAGCCAAGGCUGAGCGAGAAAAAGUCCGUCGUCAAGCCAACAAUGCCCGGGAAAGAGUACGAGUCCGUGACAUAAACGAAGCUUUCAAAGAGUUAGGCCAGAUGGUGGCGCUACAAUCGGGGUCCACCCAGCCCCUGACCAAAGUGAUGAUUCUGCAGCAUGCUGUUCAUGUCAUUUCCUCCUUAGAACAGCAGGUCAGAGAGAGAAAUCUCAACCCCAAGGCAGCAUGUCUAAAGCGUCGGGAAGAAGAAAAAUCUGAGGAGCUGCCAGGGGGGCGGGGCAUGACGGCAGACGAUUUGGCCGCGCAGCAGGCGGCUUUAUCAGGUUCUCCCUCUCUAAGUCAAAUGGGAUCUUGCAGCGGAGGGAGGGGUGGGGGCGUGGCAAUGCCGAACAACCGACACAGUGCUUUCCCUUACCUAUCAGGGGGCCAGGAGAACAGCCCCUAUAUGAUGGGAGAGUCCCCCAUGAAAUAUUCGGACAAUAAAUGUUCUAAAUCCAUGGAAUCGGACAUGGGUAUGACUGGUAUGGGCUUGUCAUCGGCCAAUUUGGACCAUUGCCAUGGCGAAAUGGGAAUGAUGACGCGCAUGCCCUCCGACCAAGGAAAUUCGACAUGUUAACCAUAAACUUAUUAAAAACAAAUACAAAAAAAAAAGCAAUAAAGAUUUCUAUAAUGACUGCUGUUGAGAUGAAGGGAGCUAAAUGUUGAUGAGUCUGAACUAGAUUGAGUUAUUUCCCUUCCUGUUCUAAAGGAGCUGAGGAUCGUGUGUGUGUGUGUGUGUGUUGAGAUAAGUGAUUCCUCUCACGGAUUCUGUGGAGACUAGGUACACAUCAGUGUGCUACGACUUUAGAUGAAUCUCGACACCGUGGGGGAGCAUAUUCUGAACACUGUUGAUCAGGUGUUUUGUGGAAAUAUUGUUUUCAUUUGUUUAAUGUUAUUUGUCAGUUGCCAUAGAAACAAAAUAUUUUGAUUUUAAAUAGAAAUACAAACUUUUUGUCUCUGUAAUUUUAUAUAUUUUUUUUGGGGUGGCAAUACCAUUUUGUGAGUUUUUAAAGAGAAGCAUGGGAAUAUUAUAUGUCUAGUUAUAUUAUAGAUUUUUAUAUUUGUAAUGAAAAGUUAACCUCUUAGAAUGAUGGUGGGGAAGUUUUGGUAUAAUUUCUGUGAAAUUUUUGAUAUUUGUUUUGAUAAUUUCUAUUCUGGGUUAUAAGGAAUGAAAACGUGAAAUCUGAUUUCUUGGGGUAAAAUAUCAAUUUACUCCACUAUCAAAUUUCUUUGAAGUGAAAUUCAAUGAAAGGUUGUGAAAAGUAAAUGAUUUUACAUAAUUUGUCUGGUGGUUGUGUUUUUGAAAGCUAUUCAACAGGAAAAAACAAACUACAGUACUACCAUAAAACAUUGCAUUGUGGUUUGACUUUGUAACAAAAUUUAUGUACAAGAUAUUUUUAUUAGCAUUAAUAGAGCCAAAAGGAAGAAUUUUAAGAGCAAUAUGUGCAUAUGUUUAACAUAUGAUAUCAAUACGUACAUAUGUUUUACAUAUAAUAUCAAUACGUGCAUAUGUUUUACAUAUAAUAUCAAUACGUGCAUAUGUUUUACAUAUGUUGUCAUUACUCCUCUUUUUCUUUUAAAAGAAUUUGGUGCAUAUUGAGUGUUGAAUUUUUUGCAUUGUAUAUAGCCCAUCUUUCAUGUUGUGCAUGAGAAAUUCUUCUAGCCAAAAACAAAAAAAUAUAAAUUUAAAAGCCAACCAAAUUGUGCGACCGAUGGAUGCAGUCAAGGACUGAUUGUGAAAUGUUAUUUGUUUCUGAAAUCUGUUACUUUAUUGUUGCAUUUUAUGUGUAUUUGCAAACAAUGGGACUUUAAAUGAAAUUACUAGAGUUCGAUGCCAGAUGUAGAAUGGGAAUCACUGGCAAUGCAUUAGGCUUAAGGAUAAGAAGAGGACUUUUGUUUUCUCAAUUGACUACUACGUGGAUAAACAUUUAAAUGCCUUCCAUAGUAUCCCCUGAGCUUUUCCAGAGUUUGUCACUUAAUGAUCAGAUUAUUGCCCUUGUUAAUGGUCUGGGUUACCCCCCUUGUAUAAAUGUACAUAGCACCUUAAGAAUUGUUAUAUAUACAAGCCAGUGCCUGUCUUAGCUAGAAAAACAAGAGAUACCUCCCAUUGAUGAGACGGGAACUAACCAAAGCAAAUGUGUUGUAUUGGCAGUUGGGAGGCGUGUCUACUUGGAGUUUCUAGUGAUGCAUUAUGUAAUUAUGAUUAUUAUACUAGUAGAUAUAUUUAUCAUUGACGUUUCUUCCAUGUUUUCAUUUCUGUGAAAGUGGAUUAUCUAUUUUUGAAAGACAAUUUUUCAUCCUCGUGUUCUGUCAAUACGUUUUUGUUAUGUCUGGUGAAGUAGGCUCUAUUUAGUUCUAAAUAUGACUUUAUAGUAUUCUAAAUGACGGACCACCCUCAGUGUAUAAUGGAAACAUAUUAUUUUUUUUUAUUUACAGUGAAACAUUGUCCUAAAUAUUUAAGUGGUUGGUCUUUGUUUUACUCUGUUUUAGAUUUUGAACAAUGUAAUAUUAUUAUGUUGUAUGGUAAAUUCAGUUGGUAGUUAUUUCAUGACAGUAACUGAAAUCUGAUUGGAUGAUUGAUAUUUGAGAUCUGAUAGGUUGAUUUAUAAUGCAGUCAUUGAUCUGAUUGGCAGAAAUAAUGCAUAUGGAAAUUUUAUUUUCUGAACAAGGUUGUUAAACAUGUUUUUUGGUUGGUUUUUUUUAUUUGAUUUGCUUUAGCAUCAACAAUAAUGGUUCAUUAUUUAAUUAAUGGAUAACAAAUAUUUAUUAAGAAUAUUUCAUUAGAAAUGUGAUCUUGCAGUUAUAAGAAGAAACUUGCAUGCAAGGUUUAAUUUAUAUUUAUGAAUAUAUAUCUAAGCUUGGAGAAGACGGGGAAAUACAUGUCUUUAAAAGACAUUUCCUGAACACAGAAUAUUAAAAAUGCCAUACCAUAGAUCAUGGUGACCAAGCACACUAUCUUGCGACAUUGGAAAGAAACAAAUGGCAAAUAUAUUUGUAUGAACAAAAGAAAAUGUCCAUUUGUAGUAUUAUGAAAAAGAAACAUGAUUUUUUCCCCUUUAAAGUUUUUUUUCCCAUGUCAUUUUAGAAAUAACAUACUGGUAUAUUUAGUAUAGAUCAUCAUAUUCACAAUCAGCUUUUUUAUAAUGUUAGUGACAAAUUUUUUUUUGUGGGAAACGGAUCUUGUUGAAACUGUUAGAUCCGCACCUAUAUUGUUGAACUUUCACCCCAUCACUGCCAUCCGAGUAGCAUGUAGUAUGAUUUGAUCAUUGUGAAUGCCAGGUCAUUUUCAGAUCUCUCUCUCUUUUUUUUUGGAGCAUGAAAUCUAUAUCAAUACCUUUGUAUGUCUGCUGAAAGAUAAAGGUAAUAAAAAUUUUAAACAACUAA
This is a messenger RNA of Ostrea edulis (European flat oyster), 7444 nucleotides long. Its product is annotated as transcription factor 12-like. Bases 2592 to 4637 code for a protein of 681 amino acids. NCBI's taxonomy places the organism in Eukaryota, Metazoa, Mollusca, Bivalvia, Ostreida, Ostreidae. Gene Ontology annotation, molecular function: RNA polymerase II cis-regulatory region sequence-specific DNA binding; protein dimerization activity; DNA-binding transcription factor activity, RNA polymerase II-specific. The record is from RefSeq and is a predicted model, not a curated record. The transcript has 19 exons. Gene Ontology annotation, biological process: regulation of transcription by RNA polymerase II. Gene Ontology annotation, cellular component: transcription regulator complex.